Molecule: messenger RNA, 1044 nt
Organism: Cuscuta epithymum
Lineage: Eukaryota; Viridiplantae; Streptophyta; Magnoliopsida; Solanales; Convolvulaceae
Source: the annotation of a GenBank genome assembly
AGAAAGCUCUCAAGACGAGGAAUCCGUGAAGGCCUAGUUUAUCAAUCGAAGUUGUGUAAGGCUUCCAAAUCGUCCGAGCAAAACACAACCUCGCAGAAACGGAUUUACUCUCCCAAAGUUUCUUUUGAAGGUCAUAAUUUGGAAUCCACAUUAGAGGUGGGAGUAAUCUCCACUAAUUUGGAAGUGACGGAUACUGAUCUUUCGGAUUCAUCAGAUGAUGAAUUAGGAGCUAUGCCUGUACCAAGGUUAUUAACGGACCGAGAGCUGCUUGACUGCUUAGCAAACCCCAAACCUCACACUGAACCUCUAUUAGCGGAUGAUGAAUUGAUUUCUCCUCAGACUGAAGUUUCAGAAUCUAAUGCUUCGGGUGGAAAAGUUUUGGAAGUGACGCCUGUUAAAAGAAUACUUUCUGAUCGUGAGCUGCUAGACCGAGUUGUUGACACUGAAUGGGACUCGGCCAGUUCUAGAUUGCUACCUCGACGGAGUGCUCGUCUCAAGGCUAAAAAAAUAGAUGAAGCAUAGGGUCGCUUCUAUCUUUACGGAACUAGCUUAUGGAUUUUUUGGGGAUGUCAUCUCUUUCGGGCAACUCAAGACAAUUCAUCGGGGAGCUAUUUGUUUUACUUUAGGGAUUUGAUUGGUGGCGGAUUUGUAGGGUCUUUUUGAGUUGUUCACUCAUUAGCGAUUUAGUUUCUCUAUUUUUUUUUUUGUUUAAAAAAAAACAUAAUGUUGCUGAAAAAAAAAAAAAAAAAACUAGGAAACGAGUUCGCCGGAAAACACCCAUUCUAGGGGCUGUUUUCGUAUCGACGUUUAGGGGUUGAGCUAGCACUUUGAGGAGGCUGUUUAACACUCAUAUUUAAUCAAGGGAUCAGUUCUUAAUCCACCUUGACCAAAGCUUUGACCAUUGGAUCAAGAAGGAAAAGUUUAAAGCUCAAUUAAGGUGAGGAUUGACAUCUAAUUGCUUACAACUUGUAGGUUAAGCAUGAGAUUACCUAAAUGCCUAAAUCAUAGUUUUUCAUGGAUUAUGAUGAUUAAAUACUGAUGAAA